Molecule: messenger RNA, 2595 nt
Organism: Pleurotus ostreatus (oyster mushroom)
Lineage: Eukaryota; Fungi; Basidiomycota; Agaricomycetes; Agaricales; Pleurotaceae
Exons: 11
Coding region: 1-2595 (864 amino acids)
Source: RefSeq, a predicted model, not a curated record
AUGGCCCCAACUCUUUCACUCCCUACUCUCGCAGACGACGCUGCUAAGGGUAUCUCCGAAUCCCCGUUGGCCUCGAACAUUGGUUUUGGCCACUCAAUGCUACAGUACUUUUCAUUUGAGCCCGGAUACAUCAACCUCAACAAUGGUUCAUUUGGGUCCCUCCCCAAGCCGGUGGCUGAGUUUUGUGUGCAACAUGCUGCCAGGGUUGAAGCGAAUCCGGACAGAUAUCAUCGUCUCGAGUUUGCGGAGCUCCUCACAGCUGCGCGCGCUCGUGUUGCCAGACUGAUCGGAGCAGACACGGACGAAUGCGUGUUUGUUCCGAGCACCACUGCAGGCAUCAACACAAUCCUACGGAACAUUGAAUGGAGUUCAGGCGAUGUAAUCAUUAAAUUCUCAACAACUUAUCAAGGGGUGGAACGGGUUGCUAGAUACAUAGCCGACACUCAUUCCGAAGUGACGCUAUCAACCGUGGAGUUGACAUUUCCCAUCUCUCAUCAAGAGAUUGUAAAACGCUUCCGAGAACACGUUGUUGGGGUCAAGGCAAGCUGUCACAGCUCAUCGAGGGUCUACGCCAUAAUCGACUCGGUCGUAUCGCACCCGGGUGUUGCUUUGCCCUGGAAACAGAUGACCCAAAUCUGUCGCGAAGAGGGCGUCUGCAGCAUUAUUGACGCAGCCCACUCCAUUGGCCAGGAGAUGAACAUAGAUCUGGCAUCUGCGCAGCCAGACUUUUGGGUAUCGAACUGCCACAAAUGGCUUUUCGCCAAACGUGGUUCUACCGUUUUAUAUGUGCCGAAGCGGAACCAACACAUCAUCAAGUCUGCGCUGGUAACAUCCUGGGACUACCCCUCCCCUAAGGAGUCUGCUCCUGCUGCGUACGAUACUGGUUUCGUUCUCCAACAUGAAUGGCCGGGUGCGAUCGACUUUUCGCCUUACCUGAGUGUCUGUGCUGCGAUGGACUUCCGCGAGAAGAUCGGUGGCGAACAGGCGAUCAACGACUAUUGCCACAAGCUGGCACUGGAGGGCGGCCGGAAAUUAGCUUCUGCUCUUGGAGGUUGUGUCCUCGACGAGUCACCUUCUGCGGAUUUGACACUCAACAUGGUGAAUGUACAACUACCGCUUCCUCCGACAACAUCGAAAGAGCUCCAGGGAAAGAUCGAUAGCUUUCUGGAAUACGAGCUGUUACAUAAACACAACGUAUCCUCCGUGCACUUCUGCCACGGUGGUUCGUGGUGGGUGCGCUGCAGUGCUCAAAUUUGGAACGAGGGUUUUCAGCGAAGUCUACCGCACCUUGGCCGUAUCUGGCGGUCUGACCAGCUGUUCCUGAGGAGUCUGGAGGGCCCACAACGACCACCGCUCGGAGCUCAGGCUGCCAAACUCGAGAAGCUCCUUGACGCAGAUGUGCUCAGCAGUGCAGAGGGUGAUCUGAUGAUCACAGGACCCGCUCUGUGCCUCUACUUUGCUGCGUUGCGAUGCACGACGAACCCCCCUUCUGUGCCGUUGCCUCGGUCCAAGACCUCGCCACAUAUGGAUCUAUCGCCUUCAAACUGCCCGCCUGCUUUUGUCGGGUUCCUCCGUGUUUGGUCAAACGUUGUCCAACCGAUCCAGUCCCUGGUGCCAGAACAGCAGCACGACCUGGCUCGUAUUAUUUGUGGGCUCGAACCAAUUUCGCAGCAAGUUAACCCAUCUAUCAAUGGGAUUGCUGCGGACCUCCGUGCAGUAGCUAUUGAAAUCAGUCAACGGCGGAGCUUUCAGAAUCGAUACGCAUCUGAUUUGCAAGCUGCUUUGGACUCCGGUGCUGGGCAGAGUGACCCAAGGAGCAGGAAAGCGUCGUUUGUCCCCCCUCCAUCAUACGAAGCUGCUUCACCACCGCCUUCCCCUCGGCGAUCGCACGACGAAGCCCCACCACUACCGAAACGAACCUCCGCCCAGUACGCCGAUAAGACUUUACCUGUCCCGUCCUCAUCGCUGCUUUCGCCAACCUCUUCAAUAUCGAGCUUCGCAUCAUCAACUUCCUCGACUCCAUCCAUAUUAACACCAGAAACGCCUGCCAUCGAAUUGAUCCGUGAAACCCUUUACGCAGCUCUCGGUGAUGUCCUCGAGAGUCAUUCAUCCCUUCGCAAGCUUCUCAAGCGCGAUGCCCCUCGGGCGUAUUUUGCCUCAGUAGGCUUUGCCAUCUUGUACACGGCUGAAAACGCCAUUACCCCAGAUGGGCAAGGGAUAAGAGGUGUCCUUGGAACCACAUUGACGCUAGACGAAUGCCCUACAGAAUUGCGGCCAUUUAUGACCGAACUGCUAGGUAUCGGCUCGCAGGCGAAGAGUAUAACGGAAGACGACGACACCGAGGCGAUGAAGCUCAUAGGGGAAGGAAAGGAGGUACCCCUGCCGAGACUCGAACGAGCGAGGAAGAUGCUCGAAGAGGGUGUUGGCUGGUCGUCUGAACGAAAUGCGAAUGGCGAAGGGCGUCGGAGUGUAGAGGGACGAGCCGUUGCUUUUGUCAACAGGAUCAAUGGCCUGGCUCUGGGGAUGUCACGCUUGCGUGCCUUCAGAGAGAGGCAGGAUGACGUCUUCAAAGUGCUGGCUGGAAUUACCUCGUAG